Messenger RNA from Acaulospora morrowiae, 884 nucleotides. NCBI's taxonomy places the organism in Eukaryota, Fungi, Glomeromycota, Glomeromycetes, Diversisporales, Acaulosporaceae. The record is from the annotation of a GenBank genome assembly.
AAGAUGAUGGCAAAAAAUUGAACACGGAAAAUGAUGUUAACGAACUGAACCCAGAGGAUGAUGACAAAAAAUUGAACACGAAAAAUGAUGUUAACGAACUGUACCCAGAAGAUGAUGGCAAAAAAUUGAACACGGAAAAUGAUGUUAACGAACUGUACCCAGAAGAUGAUGGCAAAAAAUUGAACAUGGGAAAUGAUGUUAACGAACCAAAGGUGGGAAACGACGAUAAAGAAUUGAACAUGGGAAAUGAUGUUAACGAACUGAACCCAGAGGAUGAUACUAAAGAAUUGAACACGGAAAAUGUUAACGAAUUGAAAAUGGGAGACAGGGAUGAAGAGUUGAACGUGGGAAAUGAUGCUAACGAACUGAACCCGGAAGACGAUGACAAAGAAUUCAACACGGGGAGUGAUGUUGGUAAACUGAACCCAGAAGGUUGUGAUGUCAAUGGAUCGAACCCGGGAGGUGGUGAUGUUGAUGGAUUACACCCGGGAGAUGAUGUCAACGAACCAAGCACUGAGAAUAUUGAUGAAGAAUUGAACGCAAUGAAUGGUACUCACGAACUAAAUAAUGAACGUGAUACUCGAGAACUGAGCACAGAAGGUAACGUUCAUAGAUUAGAUAUGGAAAAUAUUAAAGAGGACAACGAUAACGAUUACGAAAUUAUUUCUCGAGUUUCAUUAUCCCCAUCAGAAGACAAAGACCAAGGGACAUUAUUGAUAACAGAUUCAUAUAAAGAAAACGAAGAAUUGGAAGAGGAUAUGAUAGAAAUUAAGAAAGAGGAGUUCCUCGAGGAUAUUAUAUCAGUGCCGUCGAUUUCGACGACGGUGCCUGAAGUUCACACCGAGGAUAGUCAGGAGUCAUCAAUUUCAAUAUCUUCUGUUGAC